CUACCGAGGUCAAACCGUAUAAAAUUAGAAGUAUUCUCAGAAAUCUUGCAUGUCAAAUACGCCUUUAGGUAUCGCAUCUGAUUCGUUAAUAUUUAUAGCAUUUCAUUCGCAAGACAACAACUAUUUUAUUAGAGGUGUUUAAUACGUGCAGCAAAUUCCUUCCUUUCAAACUGCUAAACAUGGAUAUCAAAACCUUACUUGACAAUCUUCAUGAGGAAGUUUCCUGUCCCGUGUGCAUGACCACAUUUACUAAACCAAAGCAGCUGCCAUGUUUACACAGCUUCUGCCUUCACUGUUUAGAAGGAAUUCAAAGAAACAGUGGCCGCUAUGAUGUCAUAACGUGUCCUGAGUGUCGCAAGGAGAGUCAAGUCCCUGGAGGAAACCUAAGAGAUCUGCCCACUAACUUUCGCAUCAACAGCUUACUAGAUGUGUUGGCCAUAAAGCAGUGCAGUUCUACUGGAGUCAAAUGCGGAAACUGCGACAAAAGAGGAGUGCACAGUUUCUACUGUUUUCAGUGCUGUACAUUCUGGUGUGAAGAGUGUAUCACUGUGCAUAACUUACUCAAAGCAAAUAAAGAUCACCGAGCUCUUGCACUGAAAGAUUUUGAAGAUCAAGACAUCGAGGCAAACGUUGCCAAAGUA
Stylophora pistillata is the source of this 641-nucleotide messenger RNA. Its product is annotated as tripartite motif-containing protein 59-like. NCBI's taxonomy places the organism in Eukaryota, Metazoa, Cnidaria, Anthozoa, Scleractinia, Pocilloporidae. The record is from RefSeq and is a predicted model, not a curated record.